AUACAAUAAGUCAUUUCAAAAAGCCUCUUGAAAGGAAAGAUAUUUCGAUGCGCGUCAAAUUAAUAAUUGACUGUCGCUUGUAAAUUUCUUCUGUUGACUACAGUAGUUGUUGGCUUAUGUAAAAGAUAAAAGAUUACGCAGUAUGCAAAAGAUAGCAAGUUUUAGGGAGUAUUUAAGACGAUCAUGUUGAGAACAAUAUCUCAACUGACUCGUGUAGUAGCGCCGUCUCAAAUAUGGCUGAAACAUCAGUCAGAGUGUAGUCUGUACAGUAUAGUUGGUUGCUGCGGUGGCUCACGUAACGAUUUAUCUCGUAUUAUUACGCAUCAGUCUAAAUGUUCCGUGUCUUGCCUAUACAAAACUGCGAAAAGAGAGUUCCAGCAGUCCAGUAAACCUGCUGUCAUCACAUGCAGCGGGACAAAAGAAGAAAAAAUGGCACCAACGCGUGUUAUUCUUAUGUCGUGCGGCAGUUACAAUCCUCCAACCAACAUGCAUUUAAGAAUGUUUGAGAUUGCCAGAGAUCAUCUUCAUAGAAUGGGAACGCACAUUGUGGUUGGUGGUGUUAUAUCUCCUGUACAUGAUGCAUACGCUAAGAAAGAUUUAGCAGCAGCAACGCACAGAUGCGCUAUGUUGAGAUUAGCUUUACAGAACAGUGAUUGGAUUUAUCUUAGUACUUGGGAAACUAGGCAAAAUUGUUGGACGAAGACUAGAAUAACUUUACAGUACCAUCAGAAUUUAUUGAACUCUGUGUUAUUUGACUCAAAUAAUGUUAAACAUAAUAUACCAAUUGAAGAUCUGGAAUGGAUUCCAGACAAUGUAAGAAAUAGUUCUGAUCGUACUCCAAUUCAAAUUAAACUCUUAUGUGGUGCUGAUUUAUUAGAAAGUUUUGGAACUUAUGACCUUUGGGCUGAAGAAGAUAUUGAUGCUAUUGUUGGAGAACAUGGUUUGGUAGUUAUUACGAGGGAAGGUUCUAAUCCAAAUAAGUUCAUAUACGAUUCAGAUAUUCUUUCUAAAUAUAUGCACAACAUAUACAUAGUAACUGAAUGGAUUCCAAAUGAAGUUAGCUCAACUAGAAUAAGGAGAGCGUUUAAACGAGGUGAGAGUGUCAGGUAUCUCCUGCAAGAUGCUGUGAUUGAUUAUGUCUAUAAGCAAGGAAUUUAUGAUGCAAAAUCAACAGCAUCAACAAUUUGGAACUGACCUCGCCCAAUGCGAAUAAUUACUUGACCAUUGAUUCCAAGUAUCAAAGCACCUUUCUCACGCCGUCGCCUAGCGACGUUACCAUGGAAUCCCCGAGUCCGAUCGAAAUUAUAUCCAUCGAUGUGCCUGAUACCGUUCUACGUAAGAAUAUCCAGAAUGCAACGAACGUGGCCUGCGUGGCCUCCCGCCACGUCGGCAGUGGCGGCGGUGUCGGCGGCGUCGGCGGCGUCGGCAGCGGCCUCGAGGAGGCGCGCGAGAAAUUCAUUAACGCUCUCCUCGCCGAGAACGGUAACGCCAAACAUAUAACGACCGCGAAGGCCGCGUAUCCAGGUCUCGCGAAACAGAUCAUCGCCACCGAAACCGGCGAGUCGCAGAUCCUCGACGAGGUAGGUUUCGUUGACGAUGAUAGAAAGGUCAGAAAGGUGGUCAGGGUACAGCCCCGAUCGAGUCAAUUGGAAGAGGUGUCCCCGGUUGUCGCCACCUCGUCGAAACGCGAGAACCUCGUCAAACUUAGUACGAGGCCGUCAAUCGAGGCGAAAGACAGCGUAGCUAAGUCGUCGGAGGCUAGUAGUAGGCUUCGUGUCGAGCACGACGUCGUCGAUGUAGGAUUAGGAGGCGGUAGAAUCAAGGAUCGCGAGGCUAGGUCUUCGAUCUCGUCUUCGACUGUCUCGUCCUCGACAAUAUCCGCCAAAGACAACGGCGGUGGACGCCACGAAGGCGCUUUGUCAGACUUCAGCGUGGACAAAGAGGAUUACAGGCUCACGCGGUAUGGUUUGGACGACGACACAGUCGAAGAUGAUGUCCAAGACGAGCGUAAGGAUUCUCGGUUAGACGAGCAGCGAUUGAGCGAUUCGAUCGAGAGUCAGCAGGAGAGUCUACUGCACAAAACUCAGCCUACCGAUCGAACGGGAAGCGACGAGGUCCACGAUCAGGACGGCUUUCCCACUGAUAGCGUUCGAUGCUCGAACACGCAGGUGUUAGUGUUAGUCAGCGCGAUGAUUCACAAUCCUUUUGACAAGGAAGGUGCGACGUUGAUCGUCGAAGAAAACGGGGUACAGGGUAAAGGUGAGAUCAUGAUAUACAAGGGGGAGUCGGAUGGAAGUAUCGACAAGUUGAGUCUUCUGGUACAGUCGCCUGUUCCGUCGUCCGUGAGCGACGAGAGCACGGUAAAGAUACAAGAGAUAGUCGACGAUGGAACCGAGAUCGUAAGAGGGGAUUCCGACGAUUCGUUGUCUCUAGAUGACAAAUCCUCGAAGCGGGACGUGAGUUUGGAGAUAGACGGUAAGUACGUGAAGUCCGUGGUGAACGCACGCAAGAGUCCCAGGAAGACGAAGAACGGCCAGAUGCGAAUAUACAGCGAAACCGACGACAGGAAAACGACGCAAGAGAGCGAAACGAUGGAGAAGAGCGUGGACUCGGGCACACAGUCCGAGGAAACGUUCUACAAGACUGUAUCGAAAUCCUCGAAGGCUUCCUCGUCAAUGUCGAAGAGUCCUAGGAAAGAAAGUAAGUCGCGAUCAAAUGGUCAAAGAGCGACCAGCUCAUCGCGAUCGAAGAUUCACGAGUCAACGAUCAGUGACGAGAGAACUAGAAAAGUGAAACGAUACGACGCCCCUUUGAAGGGCAGUCUCGAUUCGGUGAUCAAUGCGAACGAUUCCAGAACGGUGUCAAGAAGGAGGUCGAAGACCGAGGAAACGUUCUCGAAGAAAUCGAAGAGCUACGAGUCGAUUAAGAAAAUGCAGGAGGUAUGUUACGAGGAUGCUUCGAAAGCUGACAGUACUUCCCAAUUGAUCACAGCGAACGAACUCGACAUGCAGACGGACGAAUACUGCUCUGUCUGUUGCUACGUGAAUGAAUUAUCCUUGAGGACCGAGGAGGUAAUGGGAACGGAAGAAGCGAUCUUGCGUUCCAACUGCAGUUCCAUCGUCGACGAAGAUUCCACAGAAUGCGAUAUUUGUAGCUCUUGGAAUUUGCAAGAGUCGACCGACACGUUGGAUCGGAAACUCAUUUCCUCGGCGACCGAUUGUGACCAGUUGUGCGAGGUCUGCGAGAUCUGCAACGAGAUCUGCGCCACGUUCAAUCCCGACCAGGAGCCGAGAUCGUACUCUGUCAGGGAACCAAGAGCGUUCGACUUUUCGUCGAGAAGUCUUCCGAAGGAUAGUUCCAGAAUCGGCGACAGUAUCGCGACUGAUCCGUCUUUAGACGAGGACAGCUUCGAGAUCGAGAACUGCGGCUUCCAGAGUGGACCGGAGUCAAUGGACGACCGGAAGUUAGGCGAUCAAAUGAUCGAUAAACAAUUAUCCUUGUCUUUCAAUAUUUCCGACUCGGUUGUUAUUAAGAAGAAAUCACGCGACAAAUAUUUUAUUCCCAAAGACGAGCUGGCUAUCCUGGCAAGCGGCGGCAGACGCAUGAAUCGCAAGGGAUCGUUGUUCCGGAAGAAACCAGCAGAGGAUUCUGUCAAUGUUUCUCAGGACAAGAGGCGUUACUCCUCGGUGGAUAAUCUUCAAUUGGCGAAAACAUCUUCCAGAGGUAACGAGAAAGUUCUCAGGCCCAAGAACAGCAAGGUGAUCGGGUCUGCGGACAAUAUACGCUCUUCCAGAAACUCCAGAAGAUGCAAAUCGUUGCAGAGAUCGGCGGACAAUGUUCGACACGUGGACUCGUCCACGGACAAUUUGGAUUCCUUGGUGGAAAGUUUAGGAAGGGAGGAUGAAACGCCGGAUAACAUGAACUGGACGGAGAAGCCUAAAGUCAGGGAUAACGAAACUGUAAAGAUGAUUCUGACCAAGCACGGAAUUAAGAUAAUCAGCGAGAAGGAAACUGCUCUGUAA
Molecule: messenger RNA, 4022 nt
Organism: Heterotrigona itama
Lineage: Eukaryota; Metazoa; Arthropoda; Insecta; Hymenoptera; Apidae
Source: the annotation of a GenBank genome assembly